AUUUAUAUCGUGUGAAAAAUCUGAAUUGCAAAUCACGGGAGAAUAGAAAAAUCCAAUCGCCUAGUCGCGCGUUUCUCAAGAAAUUCGGUCUGUCUGUGUUCACGGUUCCCGAUGUGGCUUCUGCCACGCCAAUCAUCAAUACAACAUCAUAACCUUUUUUUGACUUAAACGAGCCAACAAUUGUUAAUAAACGAUGCUGCCGCUCGCAUCGUGCACAAUCAUUGUCGGUUCAAGCCUCGGUCGAGUGAAAACCACGUGGACGAUGACGAUCUUUUUGCGUCAAACUUCUUGAUUACGUCAAUUUGCAUUUGUCAUUGCUAACCUCAUCUCUAGCUUUGUUAUCGCAAAUAUUAGUUUUAUGCGCUUGUUAAGCAUGUAACUCGUUAAAAAAAUUCGCGAUUUGAAUUAUGCUCUCUUGAGGAAAGCACAGAGAUAACACACAUAUCACGACAAUGAUGCUUAUGAAUUGUUAUUUUUACAAUGGACGUAAGUACUGGCGACAACAAUGGUAUGCUCUUCCACCUGGGAGAGUUGUUUGAUAGUUAUGAGGAACUGGAGCAAAAGUUGGACAGAGUCUCGAAGCACAAUUUAGUGCAUUAUUGGAGAAGAGAUAGUAGAACUGUCAAUGGAGCUCAUAUGAAAACUGCACGACCGAUUAGCGAGCGAUUAAAAUAUUAUUCCGUUAAAUAUGCGUGCAUCUAUGGUGGCCAGAAGUUCUCUCCACGUGGUGAUGGAAAAAGACAAUCUCAGUCCAUACGAACGGAUUGUCCAGCUCAUGUUAUGCUCAGAGCAUCAAAAGAUGGUACAAAGUUAGAAGUAACUAGUGUUAAUAAUGAACACAAUCAUGAAAUCUCUGAGGAAUUAUUUAAAAAUCUUCCACAAGAGAGAAAGCUUUGUGGUGAAAUUAAACAAGAUGUUCAAGAUCUUAUGCAAUUACAUAUUGAUCGUAAGAGAUUAAAAGAAUAUGUGCGAUUGCGUACGAACAAGGUGUUAAGAUCAAAAGAUCUGUUUAACAUAGCAGCUGCUAAUAAACAAAAGAGAAACAUCACACCGGAACGAGCAUGUCAGUUGUUAGAAAAAAUUCAUGAUAUGGAAAAGAUGCAAGGCAGGAAUAAUAAAAAGAGUUAUCCUGGAAAUGAGGAUAAGAUAAUAAUAAGUAUAAAGAGGAUGAAAAAAGAGCAGGAAUCUGCUUGGGGUCAAGAUGGAUUAUCAACGGAGUUAGAAGUAAGUGAGGGAAACGACGGUGAAGAUUCUUACAGCGGUCAAUUGACGCAGGAGGAAGUGGUCGAUGAGAUUGAUACAAAUGAGGGCGAAUUAUUAAGAGCAAAUGAUGAAAGCGAUAUAAUAGCAGCCGAUGGAGAAAUAGUAGGCGAGUUAGUGAUGGAAAACGGCGAUCCAUCAGUAAUAGUUGAGUCUAUCGUUAAUGCGGAUGGUGAUGUGUUCAUCGAUGAGAGAGAAUUCAAUAGCUACUGCAGCAAUCACUUAUCGCAUGCAGUAGACGAUAGCCAAUCGCCAAAGUCGCGUGUUUUAGAUAUCAGAACUAUUGCUCCCACCACUACUAUCGAGAAGAUCACGAAAGGAAAGUCUACUUCGCCUAAUCAUAAACCGCAAACUAACUCUUUGGAAUUGCAAGAGUCGCCGGCAACUUCAUCUGGAAGCUUUCACGAAGCAGAUUCGAGAAUUUGGAUUAUGAAAGAGAAUACUUCCAUGGACACAGAAGUGGAGAGUGGGCCGGAGAGUGAGACAAACGCAACGAGCAAGCCGAUCUCUGUGAUGAAGUCAAACAUGGAGAAUACAGACAUAGUAUUUUCAGACGAUGCGAGUCAGCAGUUGCUUCAAGAGCAGCUAGCUGUAUUGCGUGCCGAGAGGGGAAAGCUGUAUCACGAAACUGAAAUGCUAAAAUUGAAGAAAGACAAGCUGAAGCUGCAAAUAAAUUGUUGCUCGAAUGAGAUAAGAAAACAGGAGAUGGAGAAAGAGAAGCUGAGGCUCGAGAUCAAGCUGCUUCAGUCCAAAGUCGUGGAAGAUACUAACGAUGUAUCCCACUUCAUUUUUGUGCCUUGAAUCCUUCGACUUGGUUAUAGAACAAUUCUAAAUAUUUUAUAUUGCUUAAAAAGAUACAUUUGCUUGUGGAUGUAGAUCACACUUUACCGCGCGCGCGCGCGAGAUACAUCCCAUGUGUAUCUACAUGUGUGUAUGGAUCAUUUAUAAUACAUUUAGAUAUAUAUUCAGUUACAAUUAGUAAAAUCAUCGGGAAUCGAUUUGUCGCAAUAAGUCAAUUGCGUUACUAAUUCUAAGGAAAAAUAUGUUUUCUCAUUUAUGUCAAAUGUGAUAAUACGUAUAAUAUUUAUACGUAUAAUAAAUAAAAAUGCAAGUUUUGUAUAAUAACUUAUGCUCUAAUUGAAACUUUUCAGUUUAAUUUGUCUGAUAACUUGUAAAUAAAUGACGUAUU
Messenger RNA from Linepithema humile (Argentine ant), 2449 nucleotides. RefSeq names its product coiled-coil domain-containing protein 40-like. The record is from RefSeq and is a predicted model, not a curated record. NCBI's taxonomy places the organism in Eukaryota, Metazoa, Arthropoda, Insecta, Hymenoptera, Formicidae.